Molecule: messenger RNA, 5931 nt
Organism: Myotis davidii
Lineage: Eukaryota; Metazoa; Chordata; Mammalia; Chiroptera; Vespertilionidae
Gene: WDR72
Product: WD repeat domain 72
Exons: 18
Coding region: 21-3494 (1157 amino acids)
Biological process (GO): protein localization to plasma membrane
Cellular component (GO): cytoplasm
Molecular function (GO): protein binding
Source: RefSeq, a predicted model, not a curated record
GUUUCCAGGAUUCUCUCAACAUGAGGUCCUCCCUGCAGGCCGUCACGCUCUGGGGGAAGAAGGCCCCUUCCCACAGCAUCACCGCCAUCAUGAUCACUGAUGACCAGCAAACAAUUGUGACUGGAAGUCAGGAGGGUCAGCUCUGCCUCUGGAGUCUCUCACCUGAUCUAAAGAUUUCAGCCAAAGAGCUUCUGUUUGGUCAUUCAGCUUCAGUAAUAUGUGUGGCGCGAGCCAGAGACUUCUCUAAACAGCCCUAUGUCGUUAGUGCUGCUGAAAAUGGGGAGAUGUGUGUGUGGAAUGUCACCAACGGGCAGUGCGUGGAGAAGGCCGCCCUUCCCUACAGGCACACUGCGAUCUGCUAUUACCACUGCUCAUUCCGGAUGACAGGAGAAGGCUGGCUUCUAUGCUGUGGAGAAUAUCAAGACAUUCUUAUAAUUGACGCCAAAACCUUGGUUCUAGUUCACACUUUCACAUCGUCCCAGUCUCCUGAUUGGAUCAAUUGCAUGUGCAUUGUUCACUCCAUGAGAAUUCAAGAAGAUUCUCUCUUGGUGGUGUCAGUUACUGGUGAACUCAAAGUAUGGGAUCUCUCUUCAUCUAUCAACAGCAUUCAGGAAAAGCAAGAUGUCUAUGAAAAGGAAUCCAAAUUUCUGGACUCCCUGAACUGCCGGACAAUACGAUUUUGCACAUAUACAGAGAGACUUCUCUUGGUGGUAUUUUCUAGAUGUUGGAAGGUUUAUGAUUAUUGCGAUUUUUCCCUUCUGCGGACUGAAGUCAGUGGAAGUGGGCAGUUCUUUGCUGGUGGAGAGGUGCUUGCUGCUCACAGAAUCAUCAUCUGGACAGAAGAUGGUCACAGUUACAUCUAUCAGCUGCUGAACAGUGGGCUUUCAAAAAGCAUAUACCCUGCUGAUGGAAGAGUGCUUAAAGAGACCAUUUAUCCUCAUUUACUGUGCUCUACUUCUGUGCAGGAAAAUAAGAGCCUUCCCUGUGUAAUGGGCUACAUGAAUGAAAGGAAAGAGCCUUUCUAUAAGGUACUUUUCUCUGGAGAAGUCUCAGGAAGAAUUACUUUGUGGCACAUCCCCGAUGUUCCUGUAUCCAAGUUUGAUGGCUCUCCUGGAGAGAUACCAAUAACUACCACCUGGACCCUUCAAGAUAAUUUUGAUAAGCAUCAUAUCAUGUCACAAAGCAUUAUCGACUACUUCUCUGGGUUUAAAGAUGGAACUGGAACUGUGGUGGUCACUUCAUCAGAGUAUGUCCCUGGUCUUGAUAAACUAGUAUGUGGCUGUGAAGACGGGAACAUUUUCAUUACACAGGCUUUGAGUGCUGCCAAAGCAGGACUUCUGGAAGGAGGUUCUCUAUUGAAAGAUUCCCUUCCUUACAAAGUUCUCAAAGGCCAUCACCAAAGUGUUAUUUCAUUACUUUACCCACAUGGUCUCUCUUCAAAAUUGGACCAAAGUUGGCUGGUGUCGGGGGACCAGGACUCAUGUGUCAUCAUGUGGGAUAUCUUUACUGAAGAAAUUUUGCAUAAAUUCUUUUUGGAAGCUGGUCCAGUAACAAGUCUUUUGAUGGCACCAGAGAACUUCAGACUGAGGAAUAGUCAGGUGGUUUUCUGUGUGUGCGGCGACCACUCCGUGGCCCUCCUCCACCUGGAGGAGAAGCGGUUCCUCUUCUGUGCCCGGAAGCACCUGUUCCCGGUGAAGAUGAUAAAGUGGCACCCGGUUGAGAAUUUUUUAAUUGUUGGAUGUGCAGAUGACUCCGUUUACAUCUGGGAGAUUGAAACAGGCACUUUGGAAAGACAUGAGACAGGAGAAAGAGCAAGAAUUAUUCUUAAUUGUUGUGAUGAUUCACAGUCUCUAAAGCCUGAGUCAGUACUUUCAGUUGCCUCAGAGACACAUAAGCACAAAAGUGUCGAGCAGAGACCCUCCAGCUCCUACCAGUUUGGGCCAAUACCUUGCCCUGGUCUGCAGGUGGAGUCUUCAUAUAAGGUUGCUGAUGCCAAGUCUUUCUCAGGUCCUUUUAAUGUCCUGCCUGUGAAGACAAAAUGGAGUAACGUUGGCUUCCAUAUCCUUCUGUUUGACUUGGAAAACCUUGUUGAACUUCUGCUGUCAACGCCAGCCUGCGACAACGACCCUUCCAGUUCGUUCCAUGGCAGUGAGAUCCUAAGAAGAGCCAAAAGUACAGUCGAGAAGAAAACAUUGACGCUGAAAAGAAAUAAAACUGCCUGUGGUUCUCUCUCAGCAGAGGCACAAGCCAAGCCUGUGAGUGACGCCCCAGCCCAGGGAGAUAAUCCCAUCAUGGUCUUCGAAGAAUAUGAUGGAAUUAAAAGGCAGAAGAAAAUGAAGAGCUCCAAAAAGACACACCCUAAGCCAUCAAGAAAAUUUGAUGCCAACCUCAUAAUCGAUGCAGCCAAAUUGCUCCUCUCUUGCCUUUUGCCGUGGGGAGUGGAUAAAGAAUUAGAUAACCUCUGCAUUAAGCAUCUCAAUAUUUUGAAGCUUCAGGGUCCCGUGUCUCUGGGACUUGCUUCAAAUGAAGAUCACUUCUCACUGAUGCUGCCAGGUUGGGAUUUAUGCAAUGCUGAAGUGAAAAAAGACUACUCAAAAGUCAAUUUGUUUUCCAGAAGAGUGUUGGAAUUGUCAAACAAAUACACAUCCACUCUUCCACAUCAAGCUGGGAUGCCAAGAGGGCUGGAAAGUAAUUGUGACGCUUUGCAUGAGUCAAACACUAUAAUUUAUUUAUUGAGAAGACUAUUUUUAGUUAACAAAUUAGUUAACAUGCCUGUAGAUUUGGCAUAUGGAAUUGAUAGCUCUUUCAAAAUGGAGUCUGUGCAUAACAAAGUGAAAAGCCCUGGGAAUGAUAUUUUGCAUGUUUCAAGCUUCUACAGUUACUUACGAAAUGGCAAGAAUGAACCCCAUCUACCUGAAGCUGACGUUUCUCUUUUGAAGCUAAUUUCCUGUUGGAGAGACCAGUCUGUGCAGGUAACUGAAGCAAUACAAGCUGUUCUCUUGGCGGAAGUUCAACAGCACAUGAAGACGUUGAGAAGGACACCAGUCAACAGUGAACCAGCAUCCAUGACUGAGAAUGAUAACUACCAGAUGAUGCAGACCCGGCCAAAGAUGGAAUGCACGGAGGAGCUAGAGUUACAGUGUAUUACAGGCAGUUUGUCUCUGCAAACUUCAGCCAGUCUGGUCAAGCAUGACAGCGACUCAAACUCGGCAAACUUCCAAGACACUGAGGACGUGCCUGACAGAUGUGUCGUGAAAGAGUCUGAGAGUCCAGGUGAAAGCCAUUUAAAAAUAGUCAAGUAUAAAAUGAUAAAUUUGACACAGCUUUGGGGUCCUUGGAAGGGGGUGGGGAGACAGGACAUUGUAAUGCUGUUUUCUCUUAGCAGCUGCACUGUCAAAUUAAUGGUCACCUCCAGGGGUCACGGUGUGGAGCUGUUAUCUUUUCCUCUUUCAUCAAGAAUUCAGUUGGAGGAAGUACAAAGGCUUUAUGACUGAAAAGGAAGCUGACACUAUUAGUUCAUUAUCAUCAAUUUUUGGCUAAACUGGUUAAUAGAGGCAGAGAUUGGAAACUGAAGAAAUGGCAAUAUUUUAAAUAUUUCAAAUAAUAGGAUCGAGUGGAAAGGGAGAAUUAGGGACAAAAGAGACGCAAAUUGUCAUGAUUACAAUCUAUUUACCUUUCUAAAUACAAACAGGACUGUACCUGGCAUGAGAGGAUUUUAGCAUAACAGUAAUGGACUAAAGGAUGUUGUCAACUGUUUAGAAAGAAAGAAAAAGAAAAUAAUAAUCCUUCCCCAUGCAAUAAAAUUUACCCAAUGUCCAACUUACUUAUGUUUGUAUUUUCUUCGUAGAAAGAAUAGACAGAAAUGUAUUGGAAAAAUAAGACCAGAACACUGUAGCAUAGAUUUUUGUUUCCGUUUUUGUUAUCUUUUGAAGCAUGCCUAGUCUUAACAACUAAUGAACUAAAAGGAGAAAAAUCUCUGUGAAAGUUGAAGGGUAUUCCUGGAUCACUACAAAGCCAUCAGGUGCUAAAAAAACAAUACCUUAUUAUCAUGAAUGAAAGAGUUAACUAUCUUCCUCCACUAACAUUUUUCUUUCCUAUUUUCUCUGGCUGCUGGGGACCCUCUCUCCUCUCCCAUCUUUGUGUGCUGAUCCAUGUAUCAGAUUUUUGAUUCAUCCUCUCUCUGGCCUGUCAGCUUAGUUAAGAGAUUUCCAAAUCUUGUAGCCUUCGCUGACAGGGGGCAGCUGCAAACAGUCCCCUGAUCCUUCCCCGAGGAGAGCUACUGAGAUUUAAUUUUCAGCGAAAGGUGCAGCCUGCAAUCUAUGUCAGGUCCCCUAAGUCAUCUCGGAACCCCAAUAGGCCCAGUGGCGAUGGCAUUGUAUUUCAGUCCCUCCACUGCACGAAGAUUCCUCAAAAGAUGGACUGCUGCCCCGUGUCUGCUCUCAGCCGCACUUCUGCUCUCCCGCAAACGGAGAAAUGGCAUCUUUAGCAAUGACAGAAAUUUCUCAUCAGUACAGUAAACCCGACCCCUGCCAUAUCUAAAAGACAAGUGUAGCUCUAUCCUAUUCUAAAGGGGAGAGGAUAGGGGUAGCAUUAAAUUUCCAAAAUAAAAUUAAUUUAAAAUAAACUUUUUGUUUUGACUCAAAUUUUUAAACUGUCUUAAUAAUUGGUUUUCUAUCAACCAUUGGUCAGGCAGUUAAAUCCAUGAGGCAUAUCUUUACCUAAGGGUUCACUGCUUUGGCAAGAAUAGAUUCACUUUAUACCAUUUCCAAAGUCGCAUAAAUUUCCAUCCCUCUGUAUGAAAUUGUAGUGAGAUUCAAAUAUAACCUAGUCAAAUCUGAUUGAUAUCAACAAAAGGAGGUAUCAAAAAACAGAAAGAUUAAUUAGAAAAUAUGGGUGCUGGUAAAGAAUCUUAACUUAAAAAGUGAGUAUUGUCUAUACAUCGGACAUCAUUAAACUGGUAAUAAAGAAUGAAUUACUCUGGCUUUUUCCUCUGUCCACUCCUGCAUUUUAAGACGUCUUGCCUUAUAGGCCUGGAAACCUCUGGAGAGUUCACUACUGGUCUCACUGCCUUCCACUGAGAAUUUGUGGCUUGGUUGUCAUGGAGACAUCGUAUUUCUCCAAGAAUUUCUCAUAUUGAUCCGUGGCCAGGCGUAAAUGGCCAAGCAAGUGUGAGGAAUAAAGGGGGCUGGGCAGUCCUAUAAAAUGACCAGGGCUUGUGGGUUGGAAAUAAGCUCAUUGCAAACACUUAGGUAAAAAGAAAGACGCAGUUUUGUUUUGUUUCAGGAUUCCUUUCUGCACUUUGGGCCAUUGUCUUCUUUCACUAUGAACUGAAAGAAACUUGUUAGUCACUUGUCAUGUCAGAUCUUUGGCGCUUGUCCUGACACAGCUGUCAGCCUUCCAGCUCCGUGCAGUUCAGGGACACACAACAAAGAGGCAAUGGCAUGAAUUAUUUAUUGCUCCUUGUGUGGAUAAAAUUCUGUGAUAAGAAAUUAAGACACUUCUGACAGAGGUGCUUGUUUAGUAAGAAAGAUUUUGAUGAAAGAGUGCUUUUUUUUGAAGUAUGAGCAUCGGAGAAGCAAAAUUCUUAAAACUGAACAUGAAGGAAGAUAUGUGAAAUUGGUGGCAUAGAGGGACUUUCUUGACCUGUGUAAAUAUGACUGUCUACUUCUCAAUGUCCAAAAAUUAACUUCAAACUAUUAAGUCAUUCAAAUAUAAGGACUCCAAAACUAGAAAUAUUACUUUAGUGACCUACUUAGCUCUAUUUACCAUGUAAGAGGGUGUUUAGCCACUUUUGUUAGAAGAAAAAGAAAUUGGGGGGCUGUAAGUGAUAAGCGUUGGUAAGGUGUCUUCAAACCAAUGUGCUUCAGUAGCUAAGCUUAUCAUUGUAUUCAUAUAUUUAUUAUUCCUUGUAUAAAAGGAAGUGAAUUUAAA